Molecule: messenger RNA, 579 nt
Organism: Trematosphaeria pertusa
Lineage: Eukaryota; Fungi; Ascomycota; Dothideomycetes; Pleosporales; Trematosphaeriaceae
Exons: 1
Coding region: 1-579 (192 amino acids)
Source: RefSeq, a predicted model, not a curated record
AUGCUGCUUCAGCCUGACCACGUAUAUAUGGCCGCCGCAAAAGCAUGGAUUUGGACACCUCCCAUUCUGGUUGAAACUGCGGCGGCCGGUGCGGUGUGUCUCUUCACUGAACGCUUCGCAGCUGAGCUCAACAGCUUGUCAAAAGAGCGAAUGUACGAAGUUAUCAAAGGAUUUUGGCCAACAGCAGACCUUGUAUUCGAGUCCUUCGAUGAACAAUCGUACGCCUCAUUCUUGAAGUACCUGGAAAAUGAGCUGAGUCACUUGCGCAACCAUCAGCAACACUUUGCUGUGCAAAAUCUCGAAGGCACUUUCAACGUGAUCCACAGACUGCAGAAGAACCUUUCAAAGGCGCAGGCAGAGGCCCUUCGGGCCCUCUCCGGUGGAUUCCUCAAUGCGGAGCCAGCAACAAUUCAGCGGUCGAUCGAGCUGUCCGUUCGCCUGUGGCUGACACUCAACAUAAAUUCCUCCGCCAUCGCAGUCGGUCCCACUUUUCCAGAUGAAACACCUCUGGACUGGGAUCACGAUAUGUCGCUAGAGGCUUUGGCCCAGAGGCAGUUCACGAAAUGCUGGGCACGUUAA